Molecule: messenger RNA, 468 nt
Organism: Acaulospora colombiana
Lineage: Eukaryota; Fungi; Glomeromycota; Glomeromycetes; Diversisporales; Acaulosporaceae
Source: the annotation of a GenBank genome assembly
AUGGCAUUUGACGGUUACAGUAACAACAGCCAAAAUCGCAACACAAAUGGCUCCUUUCCAACACCAAAUCUUGAGACGGUCCAAUGUCCAUUAGGAUCACCUAGUGCCGCUAGCGACGAAUUAGACCCCAUUUAUGUCGGAUUCCUUCGUGUGAUAGGAGGGGGUAUCUCGCCGACCGAGUCCGGCCCAACUUGGUUCCCUGAAGGCUACUGGGAACAAGGGGUUGCAGGACCUAGUCAACCCAGUAUGCUCCCCGCCGUAAACUCACCGAACAGCGUACCCCCACCAACUCAAGUCGAAGUGAGCAAGCGAUUGCAAAAGAUAGGUCAGGACUGGGCCUGUCAACAAUGCGGCGCGAUGUUCAAGAGAAAAGAUCGGGCAGUCGCGCACGUCCAUCAGCAUCUAGGGUUGUACAAAUUUCCUUGUAACGGCCAAUGUGGAAAUGAAUCCUGGUAUGUAGCGACUUGA